Molecule: messenger RNA, 5832 nt
Organism: Hemicordylus capensis (graceful crag lizard)
Lineage: Eukaryota; Metazoa; Chordata; Lepidosauria; Squamata; Cordylidae
Product: CD276 antigen-like
Exons: 6
Coding region: 128-1384 (418 amino acids)
Biological process (GO): cellular response to lipopolysaccharide; positive regulation of T cell proliferation; T cell costimulation
Cellular component (GO): external side of plasma membrane
Source: RefSeq, a predicted model, not a curated record
GCAGCGGCGAUGCCUUUCUCUCUGCUGUUCUGGCUUCCCUUGACCAGCAAAGAGAGGAAACGAAAACGAAACUGCUCUUCGGCACUGCUGCAGCGUGCAUAGAGAACAACCACCUACCACGAAUAUCAUGCCCGGGCGCUGGAGACCUUUGCUGUGGUGGCUGCUCUUUCUACAGUCGGCCUGGACAGCUCCGAGAGUCAAAGUGCCUUCGUCCCCAGUCCGUGCCAGGCCGGGCUCUAAUGCGCAAUUGCCGUGUUACAUCUCAGACUCUUCUGGACCCCUAGACCUUAGCAAACUGGUUGUAGCAUGGAAGAAGGACAACAAAAAUGUUAUUAAGUAUGAGGGUGGAUUAACGGUGAAUCGGCAAGGGGCAGAGAUGACACCCGAGCAGCUGCAAUCAGGCAAUGCAACUCUCUUGCUCCGAAACAUACAGGACUCCGAUGCCGCUGAUUAUACUUGUUUCGUUGUCUAUCAACAUGACAAUGAAGUCGGGGUCGUGGAGUUGAGGGUGGAAGCUCCCCCACAACUAAUGCUCAUCUCCAAAAAGGUGCAGCUGGCCAAGCCGAGUACUGUGAUAUGCAAAGUGUCCGAUUUUUACCCUGGCAAUAUAUCUGCGGAAUGGCGGAAAAACGAUGUGGUCGUGAAAGACCGUGAAUCACUUUUAGUCCAGCACAACAAUGACGGUGCAUUCAGCGCAGAGAGUGUCUUGACGCUCACAGCGCAAACUGCUGAUGCCGAUGCCAACUUCUCCUGCCACGUCUAUCACCAAGCUGUUGAAGGCCUGCUCAAAAUAGACUUUCAGCUGCAGGUGGAAGCUCCCCCAAGGCUUGAGGUGACCAUUGUACCAUCAACGGAGGAUGUCAUGGUGGCUACAUGUCUAGCGAGUGGGUUUUAUCCCAAAGAGGUUGACGUGCAGUGGCUGCGGGACGGGAAGCCACAGCUGAAGUUACAAUCGGAUCACCCACAAAAGGCAUCCAAUGGGACGUUCUCCAUUCGGAGUGUCCUCCUAUCAGAGAAGAGCAACCAUUUAGACAGCUAUGUCUGUAGGGUAAAACAUCAGGCAUUGGAUGCUCCAUCAGAGAAAGCCAUAUACUGGCAGCCAAAAGCUACUUCAUCACCUCCUCCAGAGAUCUGUGCGAGGCUGGUCCCUAUGUUUGUGGUUUUACUGGCAGGAGCAAUUGCGUUCAUAGUGGGGUUUCUUCUUGGAGCUGUAUUCAUGUAUAUGUGUAAAGUCAAGCCUAAAUCAGCCAAUUAUCAAUCAGUUGAGCCUGAACCAGUUUCAAAACCGCAGACUGAAAGCAAGAUGACCACUAAAAAGGAGGAUCAGACCACUCCAUUGGCCAGGACAGACUGUGUAAAUGACACUGAUGUGUCACAACUAUAAUAAUGAACUAUAACUGACAUUUUAAAAUAAUCUUUAUUAAUUCUUGAUAUGCAAAAAAACCAGCAACAACAAGAAAAAAUAACCUAUUCAAUUCCUUAAUAUCCCCAGUUCAUCAAUCCAUCCACACAUUACUAUAUACAGAAGAGGGAAGACAACCAUAAUUUUCCUGAUUAGUAUAAAAAAUAAAAUCCAAUCAUAUAACAUAAAAGGCAUUGUUUAUAACCUGGCUCAAAUGGGACCAAAUAAUAUGAGCCAACUUUUCUGAAAGCAAAAUAUGCUAUAAAUUCUUAUACCAAUUAUCUAAAGUCAUAUUUUGGUUUUUUCCAGUGUUUGGCUAUAGACAUUCUGCCAGCAUUUAACAUAAAUACAAUUCACUCUUUAGAUAAUAAAUCUGCAUUUGCCCCAACAAAUAUAUUUAAUAACGCCAGCUGUGACAAAAACUAAUCUUCAGGUUUGUGAUCUGACUCAUUUCUGUAAAUACUUCUAACCAGAAAGAUGAAACUCCAGAACAGGUCCACCAUAAAUGGAAAUAAGUUCCUGUUAUUCUACAACCGCUCCAACAGAGAGAGAAACUACAGUAGCUUUUAAAAUAUAUGCUAAUUUAGAUGGGGUAACUAUAAUUACACAUUGAUGCAGAGUAUAUUGAUUUAAAUCAAGGUAAUGUAAAUCAUUGAUUUAAAUCAAAUAUCCUGUCUUAAAAUGUUAUGUUUGCUGAGUGACCAUGUGUACUAAGGCCAGACUGUAUAUUAUGGUAAUGAGAGAUGGACUUAAGUAGAAAUGUUCCUUUUUUAAUUAGUGAGAGCUCAGGACCCCAAUCUGGAUAAGGCCAGAGCUUGAGGAGAGGCAGGAUUAAAAUUAGCCCCCUGUGCUGUUUUCUCACGGAAUAUCUCCAUUCCAAAGCAGCUAUAGCUUGUGUGUUCCCACAAGAAAAAAAGUUCCCAUUUUCUCCAAUGAAGACUUUUUUUCUUUUGUGAAUAGAAUGUGUAAGGGGCCCAAUUGUUUGCGAUUGUGGCUGAGUGUUGCGUUUAAAGCCCCUUACCUCCAGAUCUGGGGCUGCAACAUGCUAGUCCCCCAAGAAAAAAACAAGAGUGCCCGGGCUAAUGAUACAACUAACAUUACGUUGAGUUUGGCCCUUACUUGUGUUGGAAAUUCUCUGUGGUAAGAGAAUCCCUUUCUCAUUAUAGCAGAGUGCACAGAGGCACAACACAGCAGAAAUUUAGUUAGGCUUGCGUGUAUACUGAGAGUAAAGUAACUUGGAGCCAAUUCAUAGUUUCAAAUCAAUAUAUAAGGCAUUUAAUAAGGAAUUCCAUUCUAGAUAGGAAAGUGAGGAGUCAGGAUCUCUAAUCUAUCUAUCUAGCUGGAUGCAGAUGGAUUCUGCAUCCUCUCUGCACACAUGGUGCAGGGAGAGAGGCUUGCCAUGUUGCAAGGUAGAAGGACAGGUAGGGAAGAGAGAGAGGAAGGAAGUUGAAUCCCUAAGAGUAGCAAUCUACAUUUCAAAGAGAUAGCAUCAGAGCAGUGGAGUAGGGAUGACCAAUGUCUUGACUCUCUAGCCCUCUGACUUACUAGUCUGUCCUCCACUGUCUGAGACAAAGAGACAGCGCAAAGUUUAACUUCCAACAACUUGGACGUAGUUCUAGCCGCUUUACCUGAAAUGGACACAAUUUGUUCAUUCAGUUAUCACAGAGAAUCCAAAUAAUGCCACUGCCAAAGUUACAUCCCUAUGUUUUCUGUGGUGGAUUUGUGCUGUGCUCACAGCCUGGAAUAGUCGAAUGGCAUGCAGGAUAAACCAUGAAUAUUCACCGCCAGUGUAGGGAAGAGGUCUGGCAUGGGUGGGGAGCAUUGCUCCCUCUAACAGGGAUUCCCAGAUGUUCUUGACUACAACUCCCAUAAUCCCCAAGCAAAAGCCAUUGCAGCUGGGGAUUCUGGGAGUUGCAGUCAACAUCAUCUGGGAAUCCCUGCUGGAGGGAACACUGGUGGGGAGUGGAGCCGAGAAACUGGCGCAGGCUGCAGAGCAGGCCACAGAACUUGUUCCAUGGAGUCAGCAACAAGGAGCCGGAGCCAAGGACACAGGCUUCGGUACUUAUUUCUUAGGUAGGCUUCCCAUAUUCUGGCUUUCCAAAUCCGGGUGCCUAAUUUGCAUAUUAUGUAGAUUGGGUUGAAAAUAAUUUUUGAGCAGAAUAGUGACUGCACAUUUUGCUGUAUAACUCUGUGUUGUUACAAGUUUAGCUUUUUUCCUUUUUAAAUUGAGGUCACUUGAGGAGGACCGUCUCCAGUUACCGCCAGCUUGUCUGUUGGCCACAAGGAGACGGGCCUUCUCGAUUGCUGCCCCGAGAUUGUGGAAUGCGCUCCGUACUAAGAUACGAUCCUCCCCAUCCCGGAGUAUUUUUUAAAAACAUCUGAAGACCCACCUCUUCACCCAAGCUUUUUCAGCUUUUAAAAUUUGUAGUUUUAAUUUUAUACUGUUUGUUUUUACAUUGUUAAACUGUUUUAAGCUUUUAUAUUUGUUUUAAUUGUUUUUAUAUUAUUGUUAACCGUCCAGAGAUGAAUGUUUGGGCGGUAUACAAGUUAAAUAAGUUAAACAAACAAACAAACAAACAAAUAAAUGCAAGCAAGCUGAAAUCUGGGCCAAUCUGGGUGGGCUAAACAAUCUGGGUGAGAUGCUUAAAAUCCAGGUGAAACCCGGAAUUUCAGGGGCAUGGCAACUCUAGCCUUAGGGGACCUUAGGGACCACCUGCUCCUAGCUGAAUUUACCCCCUGACUAGAUCAGCUGGGAGGGCUCUGCUCUGUGCUGACACCUACUGAAGCUCAUUUGUCGAGCACGCGGGACAAGGCCUUCUCAGUGAUUGCCCCCAGCUUGUGGAACUUGCUUGCAGUUGAGAGCCACAUGGCUCCCGCUCUCCUCGCCUUUUGGGGGAAUCUGCCCUUUUUAAACAGACAUUUGCCCAAGGAGUGGCUCCUCGGCUCUCUUUUUUAACUAUUUCUGCAGUUUGUUUUUAGUGAAGUUUUAUUACUCGUUUUAUCUUAUUGUUAAGCACCCUGAAGAGUUCAGAUAAAGGGCAGAUAAAAAAAAUUAAAUACUAGAGAGUGGAGUUCAGAGUCUGAGAGCUAGUCAAGGAGUCAGCAGCAGCUCCAUUGCUACCAGCAGAGUCCCAAGAAGAACUGCAAGAAGAAGCAGCUUAUAUAGGCCAUGACAGGGCCACACUCUUUCCUGCAAGCUGAAGCAACUCCUGAGUAGACCUCUGUCAGUCCUCCUCCCAAGUAGACCCAUCCAGGGGUAAUCUAGCAGUCAGCUGCACGCUUCUGCACCUGCCCGGUGCUGGAGGGUUUCUCGGGUCUUGCUGUGCCUCUAAUGGAGGGUGUUGUGAAAGGCUUCUUUGUCACAUACCAGAGCUUACUUUAUUCCAGUCCUGCUCAACUUUGGCCCCAGCUGUUUUUGGACUACAAGUCCCAUAAUUCUCAGCCACAAUAGCCAAUAGCCAGGAAUUAUGGGAGUUGUAGUAGGCCAAUGUCUGCAGGAGGGCUGAAAUUGAGCGGCCCUGCUUUACUCUAAACCUCCAUUUUGAGCUUGUUUACCUGCACAUUUGCAUUCUCUCUGUGUAUAUUCUGUGUCUCAUACAACCUGUCGUCAGUCAGGUGACUUUGGUGUGUUUCCCCAUGUUGGGAAGCACCUCAACUGAUGCUAAGUGAUAAGUUUCCAUGCAAACUGAUGCUCCUAUUGUCUAAGGACAUGCCACUACCAGGGAGAAACACCUGAGUCUUUAAAUUCAGUGUUCUGACUAAUUACAAUACCAUUCUGCCAGGAUGUCUGCUCAGUCUAAGAGGGAGAUUUUUAAUUAACACAGCUCUACAAAUCUUUCCCAUGCUAGACAGAAAAGACACAUUUUUCUUUAAAAAGCCAAGGUCAGCUUUUCUCUGGUGUUAAGUUAUGUACUUCUUAUGUACUUCUGAGUUCCUGCUUAGGAAAGAGGCUCUUAGCUGAGCCUAGUUCCCCUAGAUAUGAAAGUUUAAACCUAACAACCCUAAUAUACUGGAAUAUUUGUAUUUUUGUUAUAUCCUCUGUGAGGGAUGCACACUUAUAUUUGCUUAUAUAGUUACUCAUAGUCUGUUCUGUGUACUGUGUGUUAUGUUGCUCGUCUUUGACUGUAAAAAGGUUUAUCUAUCUAUCUAUCUUAGCUAAACCCAGCUGCAUAGCUCCAGAGAGUGUGCAGAGAGCGAUUCUGCCUGGCUGGGUAGAGGAAAGCUCCAUUCUCCAUUCAUGAUGCAAACUUUAACUUCUGAAACUUCAGCUUAACUACUAAGAUCUCUGGGCCUCCUGCCUGACACCAUAUGGGAAGAAAAGUACCUUACUUGUAAAUUUUGAAUCUUUGACCUUUUAUCUUGUUUUUUACUGCCUCUAAAUAGUUCCUUUUAUAUCUCUUUGAAUAAAUUAGCCUUUUUAUUACGUUAAA